Molecule: messenger RNA, 273 nt
Organism: Blepharisma stoltei
Lineage: Eukaryota; Ciliophora; Heterotrichea; Heterotrichida; Blepharismidae
Source: the annotation of a GenBank genome assembly
AUGCUGCACUGCGCACAUGAGGAAAAUUGUGGUGCUGCCGAAGAUGAGCGUCACGCUAUUGAAGACUUUCAGAUAUAUGAACUGGAGAGACAACAGCUAAAAGCAGAAAUAGCAAGGGUAGAUAGCAGCAUGUUGAAUUUCAAACUAAUGCACAUUGUCUUGUACAGCUAUAACUUUCAGAAGUUUCUUUCUCGGCUUGAUAGCUUUCAUCCUCUAAUAGUGAAGAAAAAUAAUAAAUCCAUUGAAGUCAAGGGGAAAAAUUCAAGUCUUUAA